AACAUAUCUCAUUAAGAUAGCAAUAUAUACAUGAUUACUAGAAAAUGAUGUUGAACUAUUUCUGCAAAAACUUUCUGGUUCAGCUCGUUUUGAGCUUCUUGAAUGGCCAAGACAAUCUUUGUGUGUUGGCCCUUCCUACGGAUGGAUUCACAAGGGUGAACUUGUCGCCGAGCAACUUUCAGUUGCAUAAGCCAUGGGACCAGCCUACCGGGAAUCGCUACAGUCUUGUCGAUGAAGGCUCUGUGGAGAAGUUCUGGGUCUACCGGACUGACCAGCCCUUCAAACAAGGCAGUCCGACCAAGCCGCGCACCGAAAUGCGCAUUUCGGGACAUGACUAUACAUCUGGAGUGUGGCAAUUCGAAGGCAACUUUUACGUGCCUAGCGGGACCACCGGUGCAUGUAUAAUGCAGGUGUUCGGUGCAGCCAGUCAAGCCACAACUCUGCAAUUAAGAGUGUAUGAUGGUAACCUGAGAGUUUACCAGAGCCAAGGGGUGGCUUCUAACAUCUACGACAAGUGGUUCAAACUGAAUGUGAUCCAUGACGUUGGUAAUUCUAGAGUUACAAUCUUCAUCAACAAUGUGCAAAAGGUUGUCGUUGGAGGCCGAGGCCCGUCUACCUUUUACUUCAAGUAUGGAGUUUAUGCUCAGGAUGGUUCUAGUAACUACAUGGAGUCAAGGUGGCGUGGAAUCAGAGUCUUCAGAAGAUAAUUAUAAGGGUCUUUGAUCCUAUUUUAGAAUAAUAUUAUUUUUUGUUUGUAAUAAAGUGUGUGGGUAUAUAUACGUAUACAUAUAUAUAUAUAUAUAUGUACUAUCAUGACUAGGGUAAGACCCUAGAUAUAGGAGCAUGGACAUGCAGAAGUUAAAACUUAAAACACAACUAUUGCUGCUUGAUGGAGACAUGAGAAAGCUGUUUGUGUCAUUACUAUGUAUUAUUUUCUGCUAGUUAAACCUUGUUUGUUUGUUGCCUAUCUAUCAGUUUCUUUUAGCUUAAAGUAGAAGAAAGGAUUAGAAAUCUAAACGUGAUAUAACAAGCUAUUUUUCAUUA
Morus notabilis is the source of this 1044-nucleotide messenger RNA. Its product is annotated as citrate-binding protein. NCBI's taxonomy places the organism in Eukaryota, Viridiplantae, Streptophyta, Magnoliopsida, Rosales, Moraceae. The record is from RefSeq and is a predicted model, not a curated record. The transcript is spliced from 2 exons. Bases 45 to 707 code for a protein of 220 amino acids.